AUGGCCACAAAAUCUCAAAAGCCGUUGUUCCUUCGAUCCCACCAAGUCUCCGAGACGCCACCAAGCUCCUUUGCCGAGUCGGCUCGAGGCAACACCACCUGGCAUACUCUGCUGUCUGCGCCAGCUACCGCAACCGACUCGCUCAGUGGUGGCAUUGCAGUGUGUCCUUCGAACGGCUCACUUGCCCUCCAUCGGCACGAGCAAGCUGAAAUCUACUAUGUCCUCGCCGGAGCUGGAGAAGUAGAGAUUGAUGGGAAGAGACGGAAGGUUUCUGAGGGCAUGAUGAUCUGGAUCCCGGGCAAUGCCGAGCACGGGGUCUUUUGUGGUGAGGAAAGGCUGAAAUGGCUGUACAUUUUCCCCGAAGGCAGCUUUGAAGACGUCGUCUAUCGUUUUCGUGAAGAUUCUUCACACGCUCAGGAUACCGCGAAGGCGAAACUCUAG
Messenger RNA from Lasiodiplodia theobromae, 441 nucleotides. RefSeq names its product Cupin RmlC-type. The transcript has a single exon. NCBI's taxonomy places the organism in Eukaryota, Fungi, Ascomycota, Dothideomycetes, Botryosphaeriales, Botryosphaeriaceae. The record is from RefSeq and is a predicted model, not a curated record. Bases 1 to 441 code for a protein of 146 amino acids.